Messenger RNA from Coccinella septempunctata (seven-spotted ladybird), 2314 nucleotides. Its product is annotated as angiotensin-converting enzyme-like. The record is from RefSeq and is a predicted model, not a curated record. Gene Ontology annotation, cellular component: plasma membrane. Gene Ontology annotation, biological process: proteolysis. Gene Ontology annotation, molecular function: peptidyl-dipeptidase activity; metallopeptidase activity. The transcript has 9 exons. Lineage: Eukaryota; Metazoa; Arthropoda; Insecta; Coleoptera; Coccinellidae. The coding region runs from base 268 to 2127 and encodes 619 amino acids.
UUCCAGUUUUACUUGACAAACGCAUUUGACAAGACUUUGCGAAUACUCUGCUAUCGGAAGUUUAUCCUCUGAUAUUCAAUUAAAUCUACGAAAUACAGUAAUCAGUUGUCUGUUAUUAACUAGAUCCUUAAGCCAGCGACCACAAAUUGUGUAAUUAUGUUUACAUAAAACCCAACCGAAUCAGUAGAGUGAGUUGAUAGUAGAAAAUUAAUACACACCACACUUUCUUCAUUGAUUUAUUGUGAUGAACGCUUGAAAAGGCUUCAAAUGGCACACUCUAGUUUGAUUUACAUAUACGUGCUAGUGUCUUCCCUACAGUACUUAACAGUAAGUUCAAUCAAGUUGUCCGAGUCAGAGUUGAAAAAUUUUUUCGAUAACGAAUACGACCAAAAUGAAACACACUGGUGUACAAAACUUCAAGAAGCGAAUUGGGAUUUUGAGUCAGAUUUAGAGAACAGUGACGCCGAGGAAGCCUUGGUGAAUGUGAUUCUGCAAGCUGCGGAAUAUAACAAACGAAUAUGGGGGAUGUACUUCAAGGACAUCUCCGUAGAUGACUAUAAAGAUCCGGAUUUGAAGAGGAAAAUAAUGUUGGCUAAAAUGUUGGGGAAAUCAGUCCUGGAUAAUGAAAAGCUUGCUGAGCUAACCAAUAUAACCAAUAGCAUGAUGGAAAUAUACAGCACCGGUAAAAUAUGUCCAUAUAGAAAUCAAAAUUGUGACCUUUCUACCGAAGGUUUGAACCUAGAUCCAGGAAUUAAUUGGUUAUUUUCCUCUUCGAGAGAUUACAAAGAACUGUCAUAUGCUUGGAAGUCUUGGAGAGAUCAAACUGGUGCCAAGAUGCGAGAUCUUUUCGAAAGAUAUGUGAAUUUAUCCAACGAGGCUUCUGUUCUCAACGGAUACAACGAUAACAGCGAAGAAUGGUUGGUACUCUUCGAAUCGCCAGACUUCAUCAAGCUGAUCGACGACUUGUGGCUGCAAGUCGAACCUCUCUAUGCCGAGCUGCACAAAUAUGUUGCGCACAAAUUGAAGGUCCGAUACGGGGACGCCUUGGACGUUUCAGACGGACUCCUUCCCGCCCACGUAUUGGGCAACAUGUGGGCGCAGGAAUGGACCAACAUCGAGGAUAUCGUCAAGCCUUUUCCUGACGCGAAGGCUCAUAAUGUGACAGACGCACUUAGGAGGAAAGGCUUCACGGCAGUGAAGAUGUUCGAGACCUCGGACGAUUUUUACAAGUCCCUAGGUCUUUUGCCGAACGAUAUGAGUUACGACACUGACAAAGGCGCCAUCAUUGAGAGGCCUAAAGAUGGCAGGCAGAUUGUGUGCCAUGCCAGCGCUUGGGAUUUCUGCGACAGGAAGAAUUUCAGAAUAAAGAUGUGCACAAAUCUGAACGCCGAAGACUUCAUCACCAUCCACCACGAGAUGGGACACAUCCAGUACUUCCAACUGUACAAAGACCAACCUGUGAUUUAUCGCGAGGGGGCAAAUCCUGGUUUCCACGAGGCUAUCGGAGAUACCAUCGCGCUUUCGGUGGACACUCCCAAACACCUCCAUAAAAUUGGCCUGAUCGACGAAUACAAGGACGAUUACGAAACGUCCAUAAACGCCCUUAUGUCGAUCGCCCUGUCUAAAGUGGCCUUUCUACCGUACGGUUUGCUGCUGGAUAAGUGGCGUUGGGACGUUUUCAAAGGAAAGGUUUCUAUGGAUAACUGGAACUCGCAUUAUUGGAAGUACCGUAAGCAGUAUCAAAGGAUGAAGCCGCCAGUUGAGAGGUCCGAGGAGGACUUUGAUCCUGGCGCGAAGUUCCACGUUGCUGGGGAUGUACAAUAUAUCUCGUACUUUGUAGCACAUAUUACCCAAUUCCAGUUCUUCAAGAGUUUGUGUAUAGCUGCUGGCGAAUAUGAUCCGAAGAUAAAAGACAAAGACCUGCACAAAUGCGACUUCUACCAAUCGAAAGCAGCUGGAGAUAGGCUAAGAGCUGGAUUGUCCCUAGGUACCAGCAAGCAUUGGAGUGUUGCCAUGAAAGCGAUAACUGGUCAAGAGAAAAUGGAUGCAGGUCCACUUUUAGAGUAUUUUGAACCUCUGUACCAAUAUUUGAAAACUUAUAAUCAAGCACACAAUUCAACGAAUUGAUUCCUAUUUACAGCUUUAUAUGUAUUUAUAGUUUUUUAUUUUUUGAACUUUUAUAUUCAGGUUAUACCUAUAAUAUUAAAUACGAAUAACCAUAUUUUUUUCAAUUUUGAUUCUAGUGAAUUAGGCAAUAGAAAACUAGGGAAUUUCACUUUUGUGGAUGAAAUAAAAUAAAGGUCUGUUUACUUUC